Messenger RNA from Monodelphis domestica (gray short-tailed opossum), 2032 nucleotides. It is a transcript of the gene NMT1, whose product is annotated as N-myristoyltransferase 1. The record is from RefSeq and is a predicted model, not a curated record. NCBI's taxonomy places the organism in Eukaryota, Metazoa, Chordata, Mammalia, Didelphimorphia, Didelphidae. Gene Ontology annotation, molecular function: glycylpeptide N-tetradecanoyltransferase activity. Gene Ontology annotation, biological process: N-terminal peptidyl-glycine N-myristoylation. Gene Ontology annotation, cellular component: cytoplasm.
AGAUCCGCCCCCUGACCUCGUGAUUUCUGGGUAAGGUAGUUCAUGCUGAUCUGUUCUCCGAAAAUGAGCCCUCCCCUUUUACCCGUUCGUUCCCUCCCAUAAAGACUACAACGCCCAGAAAACAUCGCCGGUUCCUCCUCGUCCAAUAGCAAUUCCUCAUGUAGCGGGGCGCGGAGCCCGGCUCUCCCAACUCAAGAUGGCGGAUGAGAGUGAGACAGCAGUGAAGCCGCCGCCGCCGCAGCCGCCUCCGGCGCCGCAGAUGAUGGAAGGGAACGGGAACGGCCAUGAGCACUGCAGCGACUGCGAGAACGAGGAGGAGAACAGCUACAAUCGGGGUGGUUUGAGUCCAGCCAAUGACAGUGGAGCCAAAAAGAAGAAAAAGAAGCAGAAAAAAAAGAAAGAGAAAAGCAAUGAAACAUUGGAUUCUGCUCAGGAUCAGCCUGUAAAGGUGAACUCUUUACCAGCAGAGAGAAUCCAAGAAAUACAGAAAGCCAUUGAACUCUUUUCCGUAGGCCAAGGACCUGCCAAAACUAUGGAGGAAGCCAGCAAGCGUAGUUACCAGUUUUGGGACACCCAGCCUGUACCUAAGCUUGGAGAAGUGGUGAAUACCCAUGGUCCUGUGGAACCUGACAAAGACAACAUCCGUCAAGAGCCCUAUACCCUGCCCCAGGGCUUCACCUGGGAUGCCUUGGACCUAGGUGACCGAGGUGUGCUGAAAGAACUGUACACCCUCCUGAAUGAGAAUUAUGUGGAAGAUGAUGACAACAUGUUCCGAUUUGAUUAUUCACCAGAGUUCCUCUUGUGGGCACUACGGCCUCCAGGUUGGCUCCCCCAGUGGCACUGUGGAGUCCGAGUCAUCUCAAGCAAGAAACUGGUGGGCUUCAUCAGUGCCAUCCCUGCAAGCAUCCAUAUCUAUGACACAGAAAAGAAGAUGGUAGAGAUCAAUUUUCUGUGUGUCCACAAGAAAUUGCGUUCCAAGCGUGUGGCACCAGUGCUGAUUAGAGAGAUCACCCGGAGAGUCCACUUGGAGGGCAUCUUCCAGGCUGUUUACACUGCUGGGGUAGUACUACCCAAACCUGUUGGUACUUGCAGGUACUGGCAUCGGUCCCUUAACCCACGGAAAUUGAUUGAAGUAAAAUUCUCACAUUUGAGUAGGAACAUGACCAUGCAGCGCACCAUGAAGUUAUACCGACUACCAGAGACUCCAAAAACAUCUGGGUUGCGGCCCAUGGAAAAGAAGGACAUUCCAGUGGUGCACCAACUCCUGACCAAGUACUUGAAGCAGUUCCACCUGACCCCCGUCAUGAGCCAGGAAGAGGUGGAGCACUGGUUCUUCCCUCAGGAGAACAUCAUUGACACUUUCGUGGUAGAGAAUGCAAAUGGUGAGGUGACGGACUUCCUGAGCUUCUACACUCUGCCCUCCACCAUCAUGAACCACCCGACCCACAAGAGCCUGAAAGCUGCUUAUUCCUUUUACAACGUUCACACCCAGACCCCACUUCUAGACCUCAUGAGUGACGCCCUGGUCCUCGCCAAAUCGAAAGGAUUCGAUGUAUUCAAUGCACUGGAUCUCAUGGAAAAUAAAACAUUCUUGGAGAAGCUGAAAUUUGGAAUCGGGGAUGGCAACCUGCAGUAUUAUCUCUACAAUUGGAAGUGCCCCAGCAUGGGAGCAGAGAAGGUUGGACUGGUCUUGCAGUAAUCAACUGCCAGUGAAAAUUGGACAAAGCCACUGAGAAUUCAGACCAGGAAAUGGAACCCCGCCCCUUGUUGGUCUGAUUUUCAUGGAAGCGAGAAUCCCUAGCUGAGGGAACAGAACUGAACCAGCUACACCAAACAGCCACUGAUUUUGACAAUUGUAUCACAACGGCGUAGGCUGUCACAUCUGGCGGCUUCUCUGGUCUCUGUUUUCCAAUUAAUUACAUCCUCAUGCAGCCAUGAUCAAGGGAAUGUAACUGCUGAAAACUAGCUCAUGAUUGGCAUAUUAUGGAGUUAACGGGUGAAUAAUAAAAAUAUAUAUAUUAUAUAUAUAUAA